Didymodactylos carnosus is the source of this 2808-nucleotide messenger RNA. NCBI's taxonomy places the organism in Eukaryota, Metazoa, Rotifera, Eurotatoria, Philodinida, Philodinidae. The record is from the annotation of a GenBank genome assembly.
AUGAAUGACGGCUACUCUAAAUAUAAAAUCGAUGGAGUGAUCGUCGAAGAUUCGUUAGUUGGUGUGUACAGAGCCUACGAUCGUACUACCAAUGAAGUCGUCGCACUGAAAAAGAUCAAAAUUGGACGUCAUGGGGAAUAUGAACUUUGGGCCAAGCCUGCAGCCGAAAAUGAAAUCGCAAUGUUGAAAAAAUUGAAUCAUUCAAAUGUUAUUAAAUUAUUGCAUUCGUUUCAGACGAAUGAUUCUGAAAUUGCUGUACUAGUGCUGGAAUUUAUGGAAGCUGAUUUAGCGCGAUUAAUUGCUUGUCAUGAUAAUCAUUUUUCUCAUUCAGACAUUAAAUCAUUUAGUCAGAUGAUUUUGAAAGGCAUUGAAUAUAUUCAUGAAGCAGAAAUUAUACAUCAGGAUAUUAAACCUGCCAAUAUUCUAAUAAAUGAGUAUGGUAUUGUUAAAUUGGCUGAUUUUGGAAUAUCAAUUCAUUCAAACGAUCAAUGUCGAAAAAUGCAUCGUCUACCAGCAGCAUGGUAUCGUUCUCCGGAAUUACUGUUAGGUGACAAACAUUAUACAGAAAAAAUUGAUAUAUGGUCAGCUGGUGUAGUUAUUGCCGAAUUAAUUAAUCGUCAAAUAUUAUUUCCAAGUAAAAAUGAAAUUGAACAAAUAUAUUUAAUUUAUAAAAUGUUGGGACAGCCGGAUGAUGAAACAUGGCCAGAAGCAAAAACUUUGAAGCAUUUUCUUCAAUUUCAUGACGAUACAAUACAAAAAAAAGGACAAGAUUUUUGUGUAACAUUUCCUACAGCAAAUUUAGAUGAAAUUAUUUUAUUAAAAUCAAUGUUAACGAUGAACCCAAGAAAUCGUUCAAGUGCAAAAGAACUAUUAAACUCAAUAUAUUUCGUCAAAGAACCAUUGCCAACGAAUCCUCAAAAUUUACCUCGUUUAGCUGUGACACGACGACGUCAUACAAGACAUCCGUUCAAUAUGACAGAAACAAAUUUUGAACAGCAACAGCAGGCUGAACAACAGCAGCAACGAGAAAACGAUCAUUUGGAUUAUGAGCUAAAUGAACAAUUUACAGAAUUACUAUGCAUUGAGCGUCGUCUUUUUCAACGACUUAUUCAAUCAAAUGAACAACAAUUACGUUUUCGUAGCCGUUUACCAUUCAAUACAGUUGUCUUAUUUGUUCCUCAACAAGAAGCAUGGGUCGUAGAACGUAUGGGAAAAUUUUAUAAAACAUUGGAACCCGGUUUAAACAUUAUUUUACCUAUUAUCGAUAGUAUACGGUAUGUACAGAGUCUAAAAGAAAUUGCAAUUGAGAUUCCAUCACAAACAGCUAUUUCAAAAGACAAUGUUACAUUGAAUAUUGAUGGUGUUCUCUAUCUCAAAGUAUUCGAACCAUAUUUGGCCAGUUACGGUGUUGAAGAUGCCGAAUUCGCUGUGACACAGUUAGCUCAAACAACAAUGCGUUCUGAAAUAGGAAAAAUUACAUUAGACACAUUAUUUAGAGAAAGAGAAUUAUUAAAUGUUGGCAUUGUUGAGGCAAUUAAUAAGGCAGCAAAAGCAUGGGGGAUUGUCUGCUUGAGAUAUGAAAUACGAGACAUUCGUUUACCACCAAAAGUACAAGAGGCAAUGCAAAUGCAAGUGGAAGCUGAACGUCGAAAACGAGCGUCUAUACUUGAAUCCGAAGGUAUUCGUGAAUCCCAAAUAAAUAAAGCUGAAGGUACUAAACAAGCCGUGAUCUUGGCAUCAGAAGCAGUAAAAUUGGAGCAAAUAAAUUCGGCAGUUGGUGAAGCAGAAGCAAUUAAAACAAGAGCAAAUGCGCGUGCACAAGCGUUAAAAACCAUUUCUGAUCAGUUGGAAACGGAGGAAGGACGUAAUGCUGCAUCUUUACAAAUUGCUGAACAAUAUGUGCAUGCUUUUGGAAAUUUAGCUCGAACAAAUAAUACAAUAUUAUUGCCUGCUAAUACCGGUGAUAUGAGUUCUAUGAUAGCAAGUGCAUUAGCUAUUUACAAUAAUUUACAUUCGAAAGAUCGUCAAGGUUUUCUCACGCAUACCAAUGAUCGAACUGAGUUGUCUGCAACGCCAGCAAUAGAUGUGUCAUCAAAACAGCAACAGCAUUCAACAACUGAUUUAUCUUCGUCACUGCCAUCUAUGAGCGCCGCACCAUCAUCAUCUUCAUCAUCAACAGCAACAUCGGCGCAGCUAGCAACAUUAGAAGAUACGGUGAGUAUCGCACCGUGUUUUUUCAAUCAAGAAUUGUCACAUAUUGUAUCAGAUGAAAUUGAUAAAAAAUUAGCGAAUACUGUUUAUCAAGAACUUGGUCUGUGUAUAUGUUUAUAUGAUAUAUUAUCAAUUGGUGAUUGCAUUCUAUUACCGGGUGAUGCCAAUUUUCAUACAAAAGUAAAAUUUCGUUAUGUUGUUUUUCGUCCAAAUAUUGAUGAAAUACUUGUUGGAAAAAUUCGAUCGUCAAGUAAAGAUGGUAUUUCUGUGACAUUAGGAUUUUUCGAUGAUAUAUUAAUACCGUCUACAAAACUUCAGCAUCCAUCUCGAUUUACAGAAGCUGAACAAUUAUGGGCAUGGGAAUAUACCAAUGAAGAUGAAAAACACAAUAUGUUUAUGGAUAUUGGAGAAGAAAUUCGAUUUCGUGUUGUUCAAGAAAUAUUCGAAGAUACAGCACCAAAAGAAUUACCUAAUGCCGGUGCGCCAACAACAUCUUCAGCAAUUGAUCUAGAACAAAUUGAAAAGAAGGCACCCUAUUCAAUUAUAGGCUCGAUUAGUGAACAGGGUUUAGGAUUAUUUGCAUGGUGGACAACGUAA